Molecule: messenger RNA, 4559 nt
Organism: Bicyclus anynana (squinting bush brown)
Lineage: Eukaryota; Metazoa; Arthropoda; Insecta; Lepidoptera; Nymphalidae
Gene: mael
Product: protein maelstrom homolog
Exons: 11
Coding region: 231-1526 (431 amino acids)
Biological process (GO): regulation of miRNA-mediated gene silencing; spermatogenesis; negative regulation of DNA-templated transcription
Cellular component (GO): nucleus; P granule
Molecular function (GO): sequence-specific DNA binding
Source: RefSeq, a predicted model, not a curated record
AUUUCUGAGUGAUUUCUAUUUUCUUUCUGCAAUCUGCACAGAUUAAUAUGAUUGAUUAUUGAUUGGGCUGAUUUCUCAUUUCAGAGUCUCUUCUCUUUUUUUCUAUUGAUAAUUUUUCUUUGCAAUUUGCAUCGCAUCAUUCAUGGUGUUUUCUCAAUUUUGCGCACUGUUGGUUAUUUGAAUUCUUAACAGAACUUUCCACUUUUCUCGAGAACAAGGAGACUUGCAAAAUGCCGAAACCGAAGCCUAAUGCCUAUUACUACUUCAUGAUUGACUUCAGAGAAGAACAACGCAAAGUCUACAAUAUCGUUUACAGAAACAUGCAAGAAGUUAAUGAAGCGGCAGCUGCUCACUGGAAGGCCGCGGCACCAGCGGUAAGGAACAAAUAUGAGACUAAAGCCAAGAUCGAAAAACAAAAGUUUUCAGGCCCCCAACACAAGUACACCACAGAUGGACGUACAUACGCUGAAAUAGAACAAGAGAAGAAUGAGAAAAUAGAAGCAGAAGAAAUCGAAAGAGCAGAUAUUAUGAAUAUGAUACAAUGUGGAAGAGAGGAGUUGAAGGAUAAAGAAUUUAUCCUAAUGGACGUCAAUGUAUUAUGUGCGGUUCAUAAGGUUUGCCUGAUCGGCGAGUGCGCACUGUUGAAAUUCAGCAUCAAAAAAGGCAUUGAAGCCUGCCACAAUAUAGUUAUAAAUGCUGUUCCAAUACCGAUCGGUUACACAUCCGAUGUGAAGAUCUCCUGUCAGGAGUUGGGGCUGAACAUGCCGGACGAGACCCUCGCGAGGCCCAAUUAUAUGGAGUACCUGGCGACCAUCAUUGACUUCAUCAAUAAGGACAGAUCCAACAACCUGCCCCCAAUAUUCACCUUGGAGGACAAGGUCGCUCCGGUCAUGAGCUUCAUCUCACAGAUGUGCAGAAAAGCAGGUGAAGACGAAUGUCUUUUCCGUGUGUACAAGCUGGAGACUCUGUUCUUCCAAAUGGGGAACUGCCUGAAGCCCGGCAGCUUCCCCAAGGAGUCGCUGGUACGCACCAUGUUCCAGAAGGACUCCUUCAGUAGCACACCAGAUAUAUGCUGUGAGCACCACGAUGGCCACGAACGGGAGGAGCAGUGCACCGCGGCGCGCACCAAGCGGUGGGCCUACACCGUGCUGGACUGCUGCUGCCCCUGGGGGGACGUCGUGAUGGAGGCGAACAAGCACGCUCCUGCCAACUACGACUUGGAGGGCAUAAGUGCCUUCCAGGAGGAAAAACAGAUUCGAAAUGCCCCCAGUGUCGCUGCUGCGUGCGUGUCAGGACUUAAUCUCGGGGCAAAACCAAGCAGACCUGUUGUCAAUAAAGACGAUGAUGGCUUCACUCAAGUGACUUAUAAAAAGCACACAGCCCUGCGGCUGCCGACGGGCAACUUUGGCAAUGUCGCCCCCGAGGCGCCUGAUAUUGACGAGGAAGGAACUACACCUUUUGCCGGAGAAACUCCCAAACUGGGCAAGUUUGUCGCUCUGAGAAGUGCUGACAAAAAUCAAAAGUAAUUUGAAGUGGUAGGUGGUGACAGCUGUCAGUUUUUUUUUAAAUUUAAACUAUCGUGAGUGUAGUAGUAGUAGUAGUGUAUUGUAGUUUAUAUCGAAAUAUGCCCAGAUAUAUUCGAACCCAUACGGGGUUCUUAAUCAGGAGCUGGUUUGGCUCACGCAGAAUAAAGUAAUAAGGUUUUUUUCUAAUACAGUACAGAUUGCUAAAAAUUUGUUGUACUUGUAAUCGAGUAGGCCUAACAUGCUACCCACGACAUGAAUCUUUUGAAGAGAAAAAGACAGCCUUUCGUACUAUCGCAUCGGAAGAGAGACAAAAUGUCAUAUUGGUCGUUAAAGUUGUCAUUUCGUCAUCACCAAAUGUCGUGUCUCGCACGUUAAGCGUACUGAAUUUUUAUUAACCGACUUGCUAAAAGGAGGAUCUACGUUCGGCUGUAUGUAUGCUUUUGUUUGUAUUUUUUAUUUGUUUAAUUUAAAAAAAAAAUGAGGGGGGGGGUUGAGCUUCGGUGAAUAAGGAUGAUGACAGAUUUGUAAAUUAUAUAUAAAUUAGAGUAUGCUAAUAGUAAAACUAUUUUAUAGAAGUAACAGGGUAUAUACGGUUAUAAUAAAAUAAAUAUCGGAUUAUAAUAAAUAUCGGAGCUACAGGGAUUAAAGGGGCAAAAAAAAACACUGCAUAUUAGAAGGCCUACUAAAAAGUAUUUAUCUAUUAAGAUUUAUUUUACACACAACAAUAUGUAUUAAAAAUAAAUAUAUUCAAACCUAGUCAUCAUCCACAUGUAUGAAGACUAAAAUAUAUUGUAUUUUAGUCUUCAUACAUUUUAUAGGAAAAUAAUAAUACGAAAUUUCAUGCUCAUAAUCUGUCACUUGCACCGUCCUGGGCAAGAGGCGUUCAACACACAAUAUUGUGAUUUAAAAUAAUUUCCGACUACCUCAUUCCGUGAAAGAUUUUUUAUUCCUUUUGUAAAAUAUCUUUAUAAGUUUCAAUUUAACUUUAGUCCAAUUACGACAUUAGUCUUCAUACAUUUUAUAGGAAAAUAAUACGAAUCUUCAUGCUCAAAAUGUGUCAACCGCAGCAUACUACGAGUGCAUUGAAUACCCAAUAUUGUGGUUUAAAAUAAUUGCCGAUUGCGUCAUUCGUGAAAGACUAUAUUCCUUUUGUAAAAUAUGUUUAAAAGUUUUCAAUAAUUUAUCUUAAGUCCAAUUAUGACAUUUGUCUUCAUACAUUUUCUAGGAAAAUAAUACGAAUCUUCUGAAUACUUGCGCGAGAUCUUCAUGUUCAAGAUUUGUCACCCGCACUGUCCUAAGAAUGUGUUGGACACACAAUAUUGUGAUUUAAAAUAUUGCGUCCUUCUUGAAAGACUUUUUAUUCCUUUUGUAAAAUAUGUAAAAGAAUUAUCGAUUUAUUUUAAGUCAACUCUAUUGUGACAUUAGUCUUCAUACAUUUUAUAAGAAAAUAAUACGAAACUUCUGAAUACUUGCGUGAGAUCUGUCACCCGCACCGUCCUAAGAAUGCAUUCAACACAAAAUAUUAUGCAAAAUAAUUGCCGAUUGCGUCAUUCGUGGAUAAUACAUAUGUGUGGUAUGUGUUUUUAUUCCUUUUGUAGAAUAUGUAAAAGAUAUAUGUAUAGUCUUCAUACACUUUAUAGGAAAAUAACACGAAACUUCAUACGCGAGUUCUGUCAACCGCAUCGUCCUACGAGUAUUUAAAAUAAUUGUCGACUGCGUGAAAGAUAUUAUAAUGUAUUUGUUUUUUCCUUUUGUAAAAUAUGUAUACAAAUAUAUAUUUUCGAUUUACCUAUUUUAAGUCAAAUUACUGUGAUUUAAGGAAUUUCAGACUGCGUAUGUUUUUCUUUCUAAUGUGUAAGUGAAAUUAGUGUGAUUUAAAAUGAUUGUAGACGACAUUCGUGAAAGUUUGUUUUUUUUUCUAAUUUCAAGUUAUUCGUUUGAACAUUGGAAUUGUAAUGCCACGAUAGUUGAUUACUGAAUUUAAAAAGUAUAGUUGAUUAUGUAUUUGAUUGUUUUAGUGUAAUUACUAUAAAAAGUCUCAGAUAUUUUCGUUACAUUUCAUUGUAAUUACUAAAUAUCGUUUAAGAUGAAAAUUACUUUUUUGUUCCUCACGUAAUGUAUAAAAAUAGACGUUUUUAUAUUUCUUUAUAAUUAUACGUUUUUAUAUUUAGCUAAGAAGAUGUUGUAGUGAUAACGUAAAAGAGAAAAAAAAUAUUAUUAAAACUUUUUUUUUUAAUGGCGCUGUUCCAUUGGCGCUCGACUACGCUUGCGAAGUCCUUGCGUAUAGCUUGGCAACUUCGUUCGUAACACUCACUGCUGCGCGCGGGGCGGGGGUGUGUAGCAAGAAUGAAAAGCCCACGACUGAUGCACGUCACUUCUCCGCACGCACGAUUUCACGCCCACGCAGUCUUUCGUAUAACAUGCGAGUGUUAUCAACAAACUUGCCAGACUAUAGUUUAGGUGUACUGGUUAGAAAAGGCUGCCAUUUAUAUCCAAUGACAAAUAUAUCCGAACAGCUAAUAUUUGCUGAAAUUCUAAAUUGCUAAACCGAGCUAAAUAUAAUCUAGGUAGCUAAAAUAAAGAUAACUCCGUGGCGCAGUGGUAUGCGCGGUGGAUUUACAAAACGGAGGUCCUGGGUUCGAGACCCGGCUGGGCAGAUUGAGAUUUUCUUAAUUAGUCCAGGUCUGGCUGGUGGGAGGCUUCGGCCGUGGCUAGUUACCACCCUACCGGCAAAGACGUACCGCCAAGCGAUUUAGCGUUCCGGUACGAUGCCGUGUAGAAACCAAUGUGGAUUUUCAUCCUCCUCCUAACAAGUUAGCCCGCUUCCAUUUUAGACUGCAUCAUCACUUACCAUCAGUUGAGAUUGUACUCAAGGGCUCUACUUGUAAAGAAUUUAAAAAAAAAAUAACUUCGUAGCGUAGCAGCAAUGGGUUAGCGCCUUUCAUUUGUUUGUACUUUAACUAAGGUACCUAACAUUAAACAGUUUGUUACUUGAUGUUAUAAAUGUCUAUCUAUUAAAAAUAUUUUCUAAUA